Messenger RNA from Bactrocera neohumeralis, 16833 nucleotides. It is a transcript of the gene ft, whose product is annotated as cadherin-related tumor suppressor. The transcript is spliced from 8 exons. The record is from RefSeq and is a predicted model, not a curated record. Lineage: Eukaryota; Metazoa; Arthropoda; Insecta; Diptera; Tephritidae. The coding region runs from base 139 to 15747 and encodes 5202 amino acids. Gene Ontology annotation, cellular component: plasma membrane. Gene Ontology annotation, molecular function: calcium ion binding. Gene Ontology annotation, biological process: homophilic cell-cell adhesion.
CAGAGCCAGCGCCAGCCGUCGGGCGCAUAUGGAACUUCGGCUUUUGGUGCGAGCGCGUCCGGCCCCAUAGCACACUAUAGCGUGCUGGCGUUUCCACGUCGACGCUCGUCGGCGGGCGCUGAUGGUGUUAGCGGACUGAUGCAGUCGCGUGCGGUGGAUACUAGUGCACAAUUCGAGGUGUUGGAGGGCCAACCGCGCGGCACAGUCGUCGGUUUCAUACCGACCAAACCCGAUUUCACUUACCGUUUCAACGAGCCGCCACGUGAAUUUACGCUCGAUCAGGUGACGGGCGAGAUUAAGACGAACAUGGUGUUGGAUCGCGAGGGCAUGCGCGAUCGUUACGAUUUGGUGGUGCUCUCCUCACAGCCCACAUAUCCGAUUGAGGUGCGCAUUGUUGUGCUGGACUUGAAUGAUAAUGCGCCCGAGUUUCCCGAACCCAGCAUUGCGGUAUCGUUCUCGGAGAGCGCGGCCACAGGCACGCGUCUGCUACUGGAUGCCGCCACCGAUCGCGAUAUUGGUGAGAAUAGCGUGACGGAUGACUAUCGUAUUGUGGAUGGUAAUGUGGAGGACAAAUUUCGUUUGGCCGUCACGACGAACCCGAGUGGCGAUGUAUCGUAUCUGCACUUGGAAACAACGGGCAAUUUGGAUCGUGAAACAUGCGGUUUUUAUCAGCUCAACAUAUCGGCGCGCGAUGGUGGCGAUCCACCAAAAUAUGGUUACUUAAUGGUCAAUGUGACCAUUGUCGAUGUCAACGAUAAUCCACCGAUAUUCGACCACAGCGAUUACAUUGUCUCGCUGAAUGAGUCCGUGCCGCCCGGCACGCCCGUGCUGCAGGUGAUGGCUUCCGACAACGAUCUGGGUGAUAAUGCCAAAAUCACUUACUACUUGGCCGACACCGAGCAACAGUUUACAGUCGAUCCCGAAACUGGUGUCAUUUCGACGACCGAAUUGCUGAAUUGCCCGCAACAGAAUUGUCAGACUUACGCACGUCCGGGUGCGAGUUGUCCGAAAAGUUGUGUUUUUACGGUAUUCGCGCGCGAUCAUGGCUCACCGCGUCAGGAUGGACGCACUUACGUAACGGUGAAUCUGGUGGACACUAACGAUCACGAUCCGGUCAUACGUUUUCAGUAUUUCCCACCGACCGGCACAUUUGCAACGGUCGAUGAGAAUGCGGCCAACGGCAGCGUCGUUGCAGCCGUGUCUGUAGUCGAUAUGGAUGAGGGACUGAAUGGCGAGACAAGCUUACGCAUUAUCUCUGGCAAUGAGUUGGGUCACUUUCGUUUGGAGAAGACGCCGUCGUUUGAUAUUGUGCGCGUUAAUGGUGUGUUGGAUCGUGAGGAAAUUGGCAAGUACAAUUUGACAGUAGUCGCCAUCGAUAAAGGCUCACCGCCGCGCACAGCGACGGGCCACCUAAUUAUCCAUGUCAACGAUGUCAAUGAUCAUGAGCCUGUGUUUGAGAAGUCCGAGUAUUCGGCUGUGCUGAGCGAGUUGGCACCGCCGGGCACGUACGUGGCCUCCAUUACGGCUACCGAUGAGGAUACCGGUGUCAAUGCUUUGAUUUCAUAUGAUUUUGUUUCGGGCAAUACUAAACAAUGGUUUGCCAUUGAUCCGACGUCCGGUUUGAUAACAACGCAGGCGGCAUUGGAUCGCGAAGUGCAGGACAGCGUCGAGCUAAGCAUUUCUGCACGUGAUGGCGGUCCGAAUCCGAAGUGGGCGUACACACAGCUGAAAGUGACCAUACUGGAUGAAAACGAUGAGGCACCGCAAUUCUCGCAACAACACAUCAACGUUACGCUGAACGAGAAUACGCCGCCGCAGACAUUGGUCGCCAUGCUAACGGCCGCCGAUCACGACCAGGGCACUAACGGCUCGGUGACAUACACACUGGCGGGUAGUGUGGAGCGCAAGUAUCCGCAACAAUUUGCGCUCGAUUCGCUCACUGGCCAAUUAACGACGCGCAGCAAACUUGAUCGUGAGACAAUUGCGCAUUAUGAGAUUUUUGUGAUCGCACGCGAUCAGGGCGCACCACCACAAUCGGCCACGGCUACUGUUUAUCUUAAUGUGGAGGAUGUCAACGACAACAGCCCAGUGUUCUAUCCCAAGAAUUAUUUUUAUGCGUUGCCUGACGAUGCGGGCGACAACCACCACCAACACCAGCAGCAGCAGCCACUAUUGAAAGUCACUGCCAGCGAUCGUGAUGCGGGCGAUAAUGCCUUAAUUACCUACCAACUGGAGUCAGGUGGCGAUGGGCAUUUCGUCGUCGAUACAUGGAGUGGCGCGAUAACGUUGCGCGCCGGCAGCACCGAUAUACGCCAAACGCCGAAGGCACUUUACAAGUUGAAAAUUUCGGCAAAGGAUCGCGGCGAACGUCGCAGCGAGCUAGAUGCAGUGGUGGAGAUUGUGUUGCAAUCCAAAAUGGAGUUGCUCGAGUUCGACUCAUAUGGCAGUUAUGAGUUUCAAAUUGUCGAAGAUCAUGAACAACAAAAGGCCGACACAGGACGUGAGGUGGGUCGCGUUCAGGUGAAGUCACAUGCUGGUAAAACGACAUUGCCACCCAACAUUGAGUAUACGAUCGUCUACGGCGAUGCGGAUGAGAAUUUUGCGGUGGACCAGCGCACCGGGCGCAUAUAUACAGCGCGCCGCAUUGAUCGUGAAGAGCUGGCGCAGUAUCAGCUCACUGUGGCGGCGCGCACCGGGCUGGCGUACGGCAAAUGUAUGGUGAGCAUUGCGAUUGCUGAUUUGAACGAUAAUGCGCCGAUCUUUGCACAAGAUCGUGACGGUGAGAUACAGUUGCCGGAGAACGCGGCUGUCGGUCAAGAGGUUUACUUGUCACGCGCACGUGAUCGCGAUUCGGGCAUGAAUAGCCGUGUCACCUACACGCUCACCUACAAUCCCGAGGAACUGUUUCGCAUUAGCGAAGCAACCGGCGUACUACAAUUGCAACGUCCGGUGCGCGCUGCACCCGGCACACUGCUGCAUGUAGAGCUGAUGGCCACAGAUGGUGGCACGCCGUCACUGUCAACGCGACAUAGCAUCGAUGUGCUCAUCGCCGAUGUCAAUGAUCAUACACCUGUGUUCGAUCACACAUCGUACGAAACAUCGCUAAGCGAGUCGACUAAGGUGAAUGCGCGUUUCUUUGCGCUAGCCGCCAGCGAUGCGGAUCUCGGCGCAAACGGUCGCAUCUCCUACGACAUAAUCGAGGGCAAUACAGAGCGGAAGUUCGGCGUCUUUCCCGAUGGUUAUUUAUUUGUGCGCGCACAGCUAGAUCGGGAAGAGCGCGACUAUUACGCGCUAACAGUGGCAUGCCGUGAUGGUGGUGAGCCGGCGCGUUCCUCUGUGGUGCCGGUAAUCAUACAUGUCAUCGAUGAAAACGACAAUGCGCCACAGUUCACAAAUAGUACCUUCACCUUUAGCAUCGCAGAAAAUGAGCCGGCCGAUUCGUUUGUCGGCAAGCUAACGGCAGUGGAUCGUGACAUUGGACGCAAUGCAGAGCUGAUUUAUGCUUUGGCAACGCAAGAGCAAGACUUCAGCAUCGAUAUGCGUAAUGGUUUCAUCAAGACGUUGCAUCCAUUCGACCGCGAGGAGCUCGUACAGCGGCGCACCGGCGUCGGUGUGGGUGGACAAAGCAACGGCCAGUCAAAUAUUGGCGCUGCAAGCGUGGGCGACGGCAAUAACAAUGGCAAUAACUAUGUGCUAUUGGAAGCUAUCGUUACGGAUAAUGGUGCGCAACGCUUGCACGACAAGGUCAAAGUGAAGAUAAUCAUAACAGAUGUCAAUGACAACGCGCCACAGUUUGUGCGCGCUCCCUACCGCGUGCAGAUAUCCGAAGGCGCUGCUGUGGGCACACAAGUAAUGCGCGUCUAUUCGAUUGAUGCGGAUGAGGGCCUGAAUGGCGACGUGUACUACUCGCUUGUCGCGGGCAACGAAGAGGAACGCUUCCUCAUGGAUGAUGCUACAGGUCAGUUGUCAUUAGCGCGUUUGCUAGAUCGCGAGCAGCAGUCGUCGUACAAGCUGACGGUGGUGGCACGCGAUGCCGGUGUUAAGCUGCAGCUAAGCACCAAUACCACAAUCAUAGUUGAGGUGUUGGAUGAAAACGAUGUGGAGCCGCAAUUUGCGCAGACAGCAAGUGAGGUGUCUGUGCUGGAGACGAGCAGCAUCGGUACGGAAUUGAUGCGCUUCCAUGCCACGGACUCAGACUUGGGCGUAAACAGUCAGGUAACCUAUAGCAUCACAGCCGGCAAUCGCAAGGACACUUUCCAUAUCGAUGCCAUUUCCGGUAGCCUUUAUCUGCACAAACCGCUUGAUUAUGAGGAGACCACCGUUUAUCAUCUAAAUAUAACCGCCGCUGAUGGCGGCACACCACGUCUGGCGCACACAAUUAUCUUCACCGUGAAUGUGGUGGAUGAAAAUGAUAAUCCGCCAAGUUUUCCAAAUACAGCCAUUGUGCGCCAAAUCAAGGAGGGCAUUGCCGUUAAGACGCCCAUUGUAACAGUGACUGCCGAGGAUCCUGAUUCCGGUUUGAAUGGCAAGGUUACAUAUUCGAUCACUAAGCAGGACCCUGAACAGCCGGGUGGUCGUCACUUUGGCAUCAACACUGUAACCGGUGUCAUACAUACGCUGCGUGAAAUCGAUCGCGAAAGCAUUGACACUUUCCGUUUGACCGUCGUCGCCACCGAUCAAGCUGAAUCACCUGAACCCCAACUAUCCGCUGAGAAGCUUGUGACCGUCAUCGUAGAGGAUAUCAACGAUAACGCACCGAAUUUCGUAUCCAUGAACGCGGCCAUUCUGCCAAUGCAGACAGCGUCCGCCCAAAGUCAUUACUAUCGCGACGGCCUGCCGGUAAUGCACGUGCAUGCACGCGAUGCUGACUCAUCCAGCAACGGUUUGGUCACAUACGAAAUGGUUAGCGGUAAUAUGGAACUCUUCAAGCUGCAUCGCAAUACGGGCGCGAUAACGCUACGUAAAGUCAUCGAUCAGCCGGAGGUGCGCUAUCAAUUGGCCUUGAAGGCGACCGACGAAGCGGUGCAGAGCGAACGUAAGAGCACCGACGCGUAUAUAACGAUCAUAACGACGGGCACGGCGUCGGGUCCCACUUUCGAUCAACGCGAUCAAAGCGGUUCGGUAUACGAGAACGAACCGACCGGUACUAGUAUACUGACUGUGAGCGCACGCCUAGAUGGCGCCGAAAUCGAGUAUUACGUGACUAAUGUAACGGCAAUCGGUGCAAGUGCGCUUACGGGUGCGGUGCAACAAGUCGAUCGGCUCUUCGAUAUUGAUACAAAACUAGGUAUAUUAUCAACGGCGAAGGAGUUGGAUCGCGAAGCAGGACCGGACACCUAUGAAGUGGAAGUAUAUGCGAUCGCGUUGGGCGGAGUGCCACGCACAACGAAUACUAAGGUCAGCGUCCGCGUGUUGGACAAGAACGACAGCCCGCCUGUGUUUCGUGACACGCCGCUCUCUUUCAAUGUCAGCGAAGACUUGGGCGCUGGUCAUCUUAUCGCCACCAUACGCGCCUCCGAUCCCGAUACGUUGGGCUCGCUCACCUUUAGCCUGAUUGGCGGUGAUGACGAAAAGUUUCUGUUGGAACCUGAGACCGGGCGGCUGUACUUGAAAGAUGCGCUCGAUCGUGAGUUGAAGGAUAAAUAUGUGUUGCAGUUGCGUGUAGCGGAUGGUGUGCAAAGCACCGAUACGACAGCAGACGUUUUGGUCACCGACACCAAUGAUAACCCACCGAUUUUCGAUGAACCUGUUUACUCUUUUGACAUACCCGAAAACGCCCCACGUGGCUAUCAAGUGGGCAUUAUCGCCGCCACCGAUCCGGAUUUGGGCGAUAAUGCGCUAGUCUCAUAUACCGUCAUCUCGGAUUGGGCCAACGAUGUAUUUAGUUUGAAUCCGCAGACGGGCGUAUUCACACUGACAGCCCGUUUGGAUUAUGAAGAGGUGCAACAUUAUAUACUUGUGGUGCAGGCACAAGAUAAUGGACAUCCCAGUCUCUCCACCACAUUGACUGUGUAUUGCAAUGUGUUGGAUUUGAAUGAUAAUGCGCCCAUAUUCGAUCCAAUGAGCUAUUCGAAUGAGAUCUAUGAAAAUGUAUCGAUUGGCACACCGAUUGUAACGGUUACUGCGACAGAUAUUGACUCAGGCGAUAACGGGCGCAUCGAGUACGCGAUUACGUCGGGCGAUGAUAAUAACGACUUUGAAAUUGCUGCCAACGGUACGAUACGUACGCGCCGUGAACUUGAUCGCGAAACGAAAAGUUCAUACAAUUUAAUUGUAACCGCAAGAGAUUGCGCUCAAGAAUUUCCAACAACAACAAGCACAACAACAUAUGCAUACAACGACGGCGCCUUCAUGCAGCAGCAGCCGCAUCACCAGCAACAACAGCAGCGACGUCAGCGGCAACACCGGCAGCAACAAUAUGUAGAGCAACAACCGCAACAGCGUCUAUCAUCAACAGUACAGGUCACAAUCGUUUUGAAGGACGUCAACGACGAAGCGCCGAGUUUCACCUCGCCUAAUGAAACCAGUGUGCUUGAGAAUAUCGCACCCAACACUGUCGUCAUGGUCGUUAAGGCCAUCGAUCGCGACGAGGGACGCAACGGUUAUAUCGAAUAUUUGCUCGACGGCAAAAAGUCAGCAGUCACCAACCACGAUUAUGACGAUGAAAAUAAUAUACCCUUUACGUUGGGCGCUGUUGAUGGGCUAUUACGCGUUGCCGGACGCUUGGAUCGUGAACUGCGCGCCAGUUACCAGCUCAACGUGACCGCACGAGAUCGCGGCGAACCACCGCAAGCCACGCAUAUGCAGAUCACCGUGCGCAUACUGGACGAAAACGACAACAGUCCCGUCUUCGAUCCCAAACAGUACUCGGCUUCGGUGCCGGAGAAUGCCAGUAUUGGCGCAAUGGUAUUGCAAGUCGCCGCAACCGAUAUAGAUGAGGGCGCCAACGGACGUGUACGCUUCUCUAUCGCUGCCGGCGAUGAUAACCGCGACUUUAGCAUUAGUGAAGACUCAGGUGCUGUGCGCGUCGCCAAGAAUUUGAAUUAUGAGCGUAAAUCGCGUUAUGUGCUGACGGUGCGCGCCGAAGAUUGUGCCGCCGAUGUCGUGGCCGCAGCCGCACAGCUGCAGUUAGGCGGCAAAGUAGGCACUGCGAGUGGUGCGAAUAUGGUGGUUGGCGGCAGUGGUGGUGUUGUUGGCGGCGGUGGUGGUGGUGGUGUUGGUGGUGUAGCGGGCGCCGGUGCAGCUAAGCAUGGUGUGGAGCAGCGUGAGACACGCUACGACACUGCCGAACUGACGAUCAUCAUCAUGGACAUCAAUGACAAUCCGCCCACAUUCCUGCACUCCCCCUACCUGGCGUAUGUGAUGGAGAAUGUUAUACCGCCAAAUGGCGGCUAUGUGCUGACAGUGGAGGCCUACGAUGCCGAUACGCCGCCUUUUAACUCGCAAGUGCGCUACUUUCUGAAGGAGGGCGAUACAGAUCUAUUUCGCAUAAAUGCAUCGACAGGCGAAAUAUCAUUGCUGCGGGCGCUCGAUCGUGAGGCAAAGGCUGAGUACACGCUGACGCUGGUUGCCAUGGAUACAGGUUCGCCACCGCUGACCGGCACCGGCAUCGUGCGCGUCAUUGUGCAAGACAUGAAUGAUCACAGUCCGGAGUUUGCGCGUCCCUACUAUUUGGCCAGCGUGCAGGAGAACUUGCCCGCCGGCACGAAGGUGCUGCAACCCGUGGCUACGGAUAAGGAUAGCGGCGCUAAUGCGAAACUGCGUUUCACGCUGCUCGGCGAGCACAUCGACAGAUUCCAUAUCAAUUCGGAAACGGGUGAGAUCACUACGUCCACCAUGCUGGAUCGCGAGGAGACUGCUGUCUAUUAUCUGACGCUGAUGGCGCAAGACAGCUCGGCUACAGAGCCACGUGCCAGCGCAGUCAAUUUGACCGUAACUGUGCUCGAUGUCAACGACAAUACGCCCAACUUUAAUGCGGCCAGUUUCAAUGUGAAUGUCCCCGACCGCAUAAAAGCUGGUGAGUUUGUGUUUGGCGCAAGAGCCACCGACUUAGAUGAUGGCGUCAAUGCGCUUAUAGCCUACAAUAUAAGUGGCAAGGAUAUCGAUAAGUUCAGCAUUGAUACGCAGAGUGGCGUGAUUAAGGCGAAGAUGCCGCUGGGUGCGCGUGAAAAUACGAGCUUUGACACGAUCUACAGCAUAGUUUUGCAUGCCAUGGAUCAGGGUACUGAGUCGAGAUCGUCUAGUGCGGAUCUCACUGUCUUGAUACGGCCGGGCAUGCUCUUUCCUGUAUUCGCAUCGAUCUCCACGAAACAAUUUAUGUUGUCGGAGGAUGUGCGUGAAGGCAAGGUCAUUACCACUAUCAACGCCGAGUCGCCGAAGAAGACGGCUGCGGGUAAUAUUAAGUAUGCCAUUGCUGGUGGUAAUAUCGGGAAAGCGGUGCAUAUUGAUGCGAAUACGGGCGUGGUGACAAUCGGUAAAGACGGCUUGGAUUAUGAAAUUGCGCACACUUAUGAGAUAUGGGUGGAAGCCUCCGACUCGGAUCAACCGCGACUGCGCAGUGUUAUGUUGCUCACCAUCAAUGUCACCGAUGCCAAUGAUAAUGCGCCUGUUAUGGAUAAGAUGACCUACUACGCGGAGAUACUAGAAGAAGAACCGCCGCCGCAAUUUAUUGUAAAGGUACACGGCACCGAUCGCGAUUCGGGUGAUAAUGGUGAAUUGUCCUAUCGGCUUGCUGAUGACUUUGAGGGUACAUUCGAAAUCGACUCCGAUUCGGGUGAAAUUUACACCACAAUGCGUUUAGAUCGUGAAGAGAUUAGCGCGUAUGAGCUGCUGGUGGAAGCAGUGGACCAAGGUAUGCCACAACUUACCGGCACGGCGACAGUACAAAUUACGCUCUUGGACAAAAAUGAUAAUCCACCCAAGUUUACACGUCUCUUUUCCGUUAAUGUGACGGAAAACGCGAAUAUUGGCAGUUUCGUAAUACAAGUGACCUCAUCGGACUUGGAUAUUGGCGUAAAUGCAAAUGCUACUUACAGCUUUACUGAGAAUCCUGGCGAGAAAUUCAAGAUCGACGCAAUCAGCGGUAAUGUUACAGUCGCCGGCUAUUUGGACCGUGAACAGCAAGACGAGUACCUGCUGAAAAUCGUCGCUUCGGAUGGCGCUUGGCGCUCAGAAACUCCCAUCACUAUCACGGUACAGGAUCAGAAUGAUAAUGCACCGGAGUUCGAGCAUAGUUAUUAUAGUUUCAACUUCCCCGAACUACAACGCGCUGUUACGUUCGUUGGACAAGUUAUUGCCACGGAUCGUGAUAAGCAAGGGCCGAACUCACUUAUUUCAUAUUCACUACAACAACCAUCCGACUUAUUCACCAUCGACCCAGCCACAGGUGAGAUCUUAAGUAAGCGCACCAUGAAGUACAAGCAUUCGCAGCUUGAAACCUCACCGGAGAAUAUGUACUCGAUGAUCGUGUUGGCCACAGACAAUGGCAAGCCACCGCUAAACUCGGAAUGUUUAGUUAACAUCAAUAUUGUGGACGCCAAUAAUAAUCCACCAAAGUUUGAGAAGGCCACUUACCUUGCACCCGUGCCCGAGCAAGCAAUGAGUGGACUGCGUUUAAUCAAGGUACAUGCCGUGGACGCGCUCGACUACGGCGUGAAUGCCGAAAUCGAUUACACACUGGUGAAGAGCAAUGCGUCUGACUACUUCGCGGUUAGCAAGCACGACGGCUGGAUUUCUGUAACAAAGCCACUUAAUGUUAAGGCAAAUACGAUGUUUCUGAUCACAGUACGCGCCACCGAUCGUGGCGUGCCACCGUUAGCGGACGAAACGCGUGUCACAAUAAUUGUGACUGGUGAAAACAAACAUGCUCCGAAGAUCAACGCGCUGAGCCAUCAAGUUAUAGUGCCCGAAAACGAACCAAUCGGCUCCACCAUACUAACUGUUACUGCCUCAGAUAAGGACGACGGACCGAAUGGCAUGUUGACGUAUUACUUUUCAGGCGGCAAUGAACGCAAAGAGUUUAAUAUGAACAAGGACACAGGCGCUGUGACCAUACUAAAGCCGUUAGAUUACGAUUUCAUACAAGAGUAUUAUUUGAAUAUCACUGUGGAGGACUUGGGUUUCAAGCCCAAGAAGGCGGUUGCUAUGCUGACAGUUAUAGUGACGGAUAUAAAUGACAAUCCACCAUUGUUUAAUCAGUCGGAAUAUCACGCUUUUAUACCGGAAAAUCGCGCACCAAAUACAUUUGUGUUCAAGGCGCACGCCACCGAUAAGGACUCACCCAAGAACGCCAUCAUACGUUACACGAUCACCAGCGGUACGGGUAAAAAUCUCUUCAAGAUCAACUCGAGCACUGGCGAGAUUGUCUCCACGGUAUCAUUUGAUUAUGAAGAGCGACGCGACUACAAUCUGCAGAUAAUGGCUGCUAAUCCCGAUUCACCGAUGCACAGCACCGCUAUGGUGAUAGUGCACAUUACUGGCAUUAACGAGUAUUACCCACAGUUUGUGCAGCCGGUCUUCCACUUCGAUGUGUCCGAGUCGGCCGAAGUUGGCACCUCCGUUGGCUCCAUACAGGCGACAGACAAAGAUGCUGGCGAAGAUGGUAAAAUCUAUUACCUGUUGGUUGGUUCAAGCAAUGAUAAAGGCUUCUCUAUCAAUGCCAUGACCGGCAUUAUGUAUGUAUCACGUCAUCUGGAUCGCGAGACUCAAAACCGUGUUGUACUUACCGUUAUGGCAAAGAACUAUGGUGGUAUACGUGGUAAUGACACAGAUGAGGCGCAAGUCAUCAUCUCGAUACAGGAUGGCAAUGAUCCACCGGAGUUCUUGAAAUCACUAUACACGACACGUAUAUCAGAGGCUGCACCGGUGGGCACCAAGGUCACUAGCGUCAAAGCCGUCGACAAGGAUGUACGCCUACAAAAUAAUCAAUUCAGCUACUCCAUAAUCAAUGGAAAUUUAAACCAAACAUUCAAGGUUGAUCCACAAAGUGGCGAUAUUGAGACUGCACGUGCUUUAGACCGUGAAACUGUGCCGAUCUUCAAUUUGGUUGUGGGCGCAAUCGAUACAGGUGUGCCACCACAAACUGGCACAACAACAGUUAAAAUCGAACUAGAAGAUGUAAAUGAUAACGGUCCAACUUUUGCACCCAAUGGUCUAAUUGGAUACAUAUCCGAAAAUGAACCCGCAGGCACCUCAAUUAUGACAUUAUCCGCAAAUGAUCCGGAUCUACCACCGAAUGGUGGACCCUUCACUUACUAUCUCGUUGGUGGUAAACAUAAAUCAUUCAUUGCGAUCGACAAACACUCGGGUCUUGUAAGGUCCACAAAGAGUUAUGACCGCGAAGCCACGCCAACGCUAGAAGCUGCGAUAGAGGUUGAAGAUAAUGGUGAACCAAAGCAGCGCGCACAACACGUGCUUACAAUUAAAGUGCUCGACCAGAAUGACAGUCCAUCCUCGCCGCGUAUGGUACACGUUCUGCUCAACACAUACAACAAUGCAAUAGCCAUCGGUAAAAUAGCGGAUGUACAUCCUAAUGAUCCAGAUAUAACUGGCGAUUAUAGAUGCAAGAUUUUGGCGAAUGCACAGUCGAGCCCGUUGGGCAUACUCACCAUACCAAGUGCCUGUGACUUGUACACUACACAGAAGACCGCCGUCAACGGCUAUUCAUACACCAUAUCUGGUAAUGAUGGUAAACACAACGACGUAGUGUCGACGGUCACUGUAGGCUUCCAAAACUUUGACAGUGCUGCCGUAGCGCAAUCCAUUACUAUGUUGGUUCGCGAAAUGAUGGCUGAGUUCUUCCUAGCCACACACUAUCGCAACUUUGUAGAACUAGUCAAAUCAGCUUUGGAAUCUGGUGAUGAGCUCAUUUUGUAUAGCAUGCGCAAUACAGGCGAGGAGGACGGCGACUUGGAGCUCAUACUAGCAGUACGUAGCUCUAACCUAGCUUAUCGUACACCGCGCUAUAUACUGGAGCGUAUUAAUAAGAAGCGUGAUUCGAUUGAACGUCUGUUGCAAGCAACCGGUGGCGUAAUUAUCGGCUACAGUCCAUGCACUUCGGCUGCCAGCAAUGCUUGUGAAAAUGGUGGCAUGUGCUCGGCAGAGAUUCAAGUGCACGACACGCACUCAUUGAACAUAAUAGAUAGUCCGUCGUUGAUUUUCAGUGGCCCACGCGUUUCGCACGAUUACAGCUGUAAAUGUCCCGACGGCUACACCGGCCAGCAGUGCGACAAGCAACAGGAUCCAUGCUCGCCAAAUCCCUGCGAAGCGAAUGCGCAAUGUCGUCGCAUCGCCUAUGACUUUCAGUGUAUUUGUCCGCCAAAUCGUGACGGUAAAAACUGCCAGCUACACCGUGGUGAUGUAUGUACGAGCAAUCCGUGCCGUAACGGUGGUUCCUGCAUGCACAGUCCGGACGGCGCAUCCUUCUUUUGCCUCUGUCGGCCGGGUUAUCGUGGAAAUCAGUGCGAACAUGUGUCCGAUUCGUGUCGCCCAAAUCCCUGCUUGCAUGGCGGACAAUGUGUCAGCUUAAAACCGGGUUACAAGUGCAGUUGCAUUGAUGGUCGUUAUGGACGGCAUUGCGAGCGCGCCACCUUCGGUUUUCAGGAGCUGUCAUACAUGUCGUUUCCAGCUUUGGAUGCCGCUACUAAUGACAUUUCAAUCAUAUUCGCUACAACUAAACCGGACGGUUUAUUGCUCUAUAACUAUGGCAUGCAAACGGGUGGACGUUCGGACUUCGUGGCGAUAGAGAUUGUGAAAGGAAAGGCUUUCUUCUCGUUUGGUGGCACGCGCACAGCAAUAACAACGGUAGUUGUGGGUGUCAAUAGCAUGGAGAGUUUAGCUGAUGGUAAGUGGCAUAAGGUCACGGCUACACGCAACGGACGUGUCAUGUCAUUAAGUGUGGCCAAGUGCUCGGAAAAUGGUGAUGUCUGCGAGGAAUGCCGACCCGGCGAUUCCAGCUGCUAUGCUCAGGACGUAGGACCUAUUGGUACCUUGAACUUCAACAAGCAACCGUUACUUAUUGGUGGACUUGCAACGGCGGACCCAGUUCUAGAUCGUCCGGGGCAGAUACACUCGGACGAUCUGGUUGGUUGCGUGCACAGCGUGUCCGUAAACGGACGACCAUUGAACAUGAGUAAUCCGCUAAAACAACGUGACGUGCUGCCCACCUGCAAUCGCAACACCAAUGGCGGUCCAUGUCAGCAAAGUGCACCCAACGAUCCGGCGUCAUCACUCUGUGGUGAUUUUGGUACCUGUAUGGACCGCUGGCAUACAGCGAUGUGCCAAUGUGGUGCCAGUUUGCUUUCGCCAGAUUGUUUCAGCUCCUUGGAACCAAUUACGGUUACGAAUGGCGCCUUCGUCGAAUUCAAAAUAUCGGAAAAGCAUCGCCGCAUGCAGCUGUUGGACAAUUUGUAUGCCGCCAGCAAUAUAUGGUCAUAUGAUGUCGCACGUCGCAGAAGAUUCACUGUUAAUAGUGACAAUAUCACUGCAUUGGCGCAAGUUAUGGAUUUACCAAAAACCGUUAGCAUUAUCUUUCGCACCUACAAAGAAGACGGAUUGCUGCUCUUUGCCGCAACCAACAAACAGUACACCGCAGUUGAACUGAAAGCCGGCAAGUUAGUCUACUAUUCCAAACAGAACAGCGUGGUGAAUAUGACCAUACAGAAACCGGACAAACUGAAUGACGGCAAAUGGCAUAAUCUUACCUUGUAUACGUCGAACCGUGUGCUACGUUUGCUUAUUGAUAGCCACAAAGUUGGUGAAGAACUCGACUCGGCUGGCGUGCACGACUUCCUCGAUCCAUAUUUAACUGUGCUUUCUAUAGCUGGCGUGCGACGCGAACAUUAUCCACAGGAUAACGUACCGAGCAGCUACGAGGGUUGCAUUGCCAACUUUACCAUCAAUAAUGAAGUCCAACCGUUUAACGGCUCGGGAAGCGUUUUCAGCGAUGUGCUGAUACGCGGCAAAGUGUCGUUCGGCUGUAGUGGUGAUUUGGGCAUUGGUGCGGCUCAAGCCUCCGAUCCCGUUAGCAUAGGCAUCACACUUGUCAUUGUCUUUUUUGUGAUACUCGUUGUAGCCAUUUUGGGUUCCUAUGUAAUUUACCGUUUCCGUGGCAAGCAGGAGAAGAUUGGCAGUCUAAGUUGUGGCGUGCCCGGUUUUAAAUUGAAACAUAGCGGCGGAGCUGCAGCAUCCCAGAAUCAAGCAGACCAUGUAUUGUCACGCGGUAGGGUUGUACAUGCCGGCGAUGGUCCAGUCAGCUAUCAUGUAGAUAGUGGUGAUUUGAUACGCGGUGUCGGCGGCCAUCAUAUGGUCGGACCCGAAUUGAUUUCGAAGAAGUUUAAGGAACGUGAAAUUAACUCCAAUGAACAUCAACAACAGCGACCACAACGUCCGGAUAUAAUCGAAAGAGAGGUGGUCAGCAAGAGUCCGCCACUACGUGAUGAACAUCACCCACCGAUACCGCCGCCCAGUCAAGCGCAUCAUCCACACGAUCAUACCAGUUCCGUUGAUCUGGGCUCAGAGUAUCCAGAGCAUUAUGAUUUGGAAAACGCCAGUUCAAUAGCGCCAUCUGACAUUGACAUCGUCUAUCAUUAUAAGGGUUAUCGUGAGGCUGGUGGCGUACGCAAAUACAAAGCUACACCGGCGCCAGUCGCCUCAUACACACAUCACAAACACCAAGCCACGGCCGCUCAGCAACAGCACCGGCAUUCACCACGUCACGGCAUUGGUGUUGGUGGACCAUUCGUACCGCGUGUACCGCCACAAACUAGUCAACCACCACCACCCUCAAGUACGCCACGUCCACAUCAAAGUACACCAUUGGCGCGACUCUCACCCAGCUCCGAAUUGAGUUCACAGCAGCCGCGUAUAUUAACACUGCAUGACAUCUCCGGUAAGCCGCUGCAAAGCGCACUGCUCGCCACCACCUCCAGUUCGGGCGGUGUCGGCAAAGAUGCGCUACACAGUAAUAGUGAACGUAGUCUAAAUAGUCCCGUUAUGUCACAACUAUCCGGGCAGAGUUCUAGCGCAAGUCGACAAAAGCCCGGUGUUUCAGCGCAAUCGCCUGCACAGGCGCCCAUCGGUCUCACCGCUGAAGAGAUCGAACGCUUGAAUGUCAGACCACGCACAUCGAGUUUAGUUUCAACACUGGACGCUGUCUCAUCCAGUAGCGAAGCACCACGUGUGCCAGGCGGUGCUCAUCAUAUAGCGCUCGGCGGUGGUCUACACAAUGCCGAUGUUGAUGCGCAUAGCUCUUCGUCAACGGAUGAGAGCGGCAACGAUAGUUUCACAUGUUCGGAAAUCGAAUAUGAUAACAACAGUCUAAAUGGUGAUGCAAAAUAUCCAACAAACAAAACGGUGCCCGACGAUCGUCCAGAUCGCAGCGCGGUUGGCCGUGCAAUGAGCGGUGAUGGUGUAGGCCCGAGCAUGGGUAAAGUACCGCCGAUGCCGCCACAUUCAUACGACGGCUUCGAUUCGUCCUUUCGUGGCUCACUCAGCACUCUAGUCGCCAGCGAUGAUGACAUCUCAACACGCAUGGGCGGUAUUUAUCGACAACUCAACGGACCGGGUUCACCAUCACAACCGAGUCUGGGUUGGAAUUAUCUGCUCAACUGGGGUCCGAAUUUCGAAAGUUUGAUGGGUGUUAUUAAGGACAUCACAGAGCUGCCGGAUGCGGUGGGCGAGCAACAACAGUUACAGUCGACGCUAUGCAUGCCGGGCAAUACGCAAAAGAACUCCGAAGAAUAUGUAUAGGUAGCCUAGCAUAGUCCGGCAAGUAGUUAGAUUAGGACAUAGAGUUUCCUGUCAGCACAAAGCGUAGUGAGGGAAAAGCUAAAUACGUGAUUUAGUGUAUUUAUGUAGUUUUAGCCGUUUUAGCCUUUUAGUUUGUUUAGUUUACUUUUAGUACUUCUGCCAACUGCCAUUCACUAGCACUUUCAGAAGAGCGCUGACACUUAUAUAGUAUAUGUUUAGGUCUGACUGCUGUAUGCCAUGUCUGUAUAAGCAAACCGUAUAAAUUUUAAGAUUUGCAAGAAAAAUUAAAAUUAAAUUAAAAUUAUUUAAACAAGUUUAGCGUCUUCCAAUAGAUCAAUAGCACAUAAUAGAAUAAGUAGCGUUUCUACUUGGCAUUAAACUGAGUCUUUAAUCAAGCCGAAUGUACAGCAAUUAUUUAUAAAUUAUUAUUUAAAUAUUCAUUCUUUACUCCUACUGCCAAAUAUUCGUGCGAAUCAUCAUCUGUACACAUCAUUUAUUGCCUCAGUUAGUUAUCGGUUAGUUUUAGCAACUCAUUCGGACCACACCCACACACACUGUUAGUUUGUACGUAAUUUCCUUAGCAUUAUUUAUUCGAGCGCAUAUACAUACUAUAAUUCAAUUUAGCACUAAGACCAAUUGUGUUUAUCGCCUUGUAUCAAGGCUUGUGUCCUAACCUAUUAGCUAGCACCUACAGGUAGUUUCUCGGUUAGUUUAUCAGUUAGUCUCUAAGUUUAUGAGCAAUUAAGCAAUAAUUUAAUUAAUUUAGAGUUAGUAACCAAUUAACAGUAGCUUUUAAGACUAAAAAUAAAUAAUUCUACUACGCGGCAUAAAUGUAAAGUGUUUUGUGUGCUAUAUUAAAAAUAAUUCCAACGUUCAUAUGUAUUAUAUGCAUUUAUUAAUAGUUUUGUUUGUAAUGUAUUUAAAAAAAAAAUUAGAAAUUUUAUACAAAUGAAAUCUUGCCAUAAGAUUUGCGUGCGUAAUUAUGAAUUAUAAAAGUAAGAAAAUUAAAAAAUUAUGAAAUAAAAGGAAUAAAUUAUAAAAAUAAAAAAUUAAUAAAUUACAAAUUAUAAAAAACAAAAAGGCAGU